AUCGGCCCCUUACGCGCACACGGGCAUUGACGACGAUCACCAGAGCCAAACCCUUCGUCGAGCGGCAUUGUCCCGCCAUAGCCGCUGCCACCAGCGCCACAGCCGCCUGCAACCAGCGCUGUAGUCCCCCCCCUUUCGCCCCUCUCCGAUCCCCCCUCGCCCCCUUGCCGCGAGGACCAUAGCCCGAUGCCCCAGCUCCACAGCUCCUGCCGCGACCGGCGUAGCCCCCUUCCACCACCGUCCACGGAAAGCCAUAUCGGCCAUCCGCCCACAAAGCCUGGCGAGCAGAACAGCGCCCAGCUGUGCUUUUUGGAGUUGUUGCAGAGUGGGAGAUCUUUGGACCUAGCAGGGUUGCAGGUCUGAAAGCUGUCGGUGUUUCCCGAAUUGGAAAGUCCGUGGCAUAGUUUUUUGGUUUCUAUGGAUACCCUUGCGGCCUUCGUUAAUUGCGACCUGCUGAAAAGCAAUGUGGGUAAGCGAGUACGGACAGUCAUCAAAGUUAAUCGGAUAGAAAAUGGGGCUAUAGUUGGAGAAGGCCCAGGUGGAGGGGUUAUAACGGUCAAGCCAGGCCGUCGUGGAUUAGACACAGCCCCCAAUAGAUAUCGGGAGGUGAUCGGAAUUGCAGAGGGGGGAUCGAUCAUCGCUGAGGAGGUCGGCACAGAUUUUGGCGAUAAGUUUGAUCUACAGAACUUCAACGAGCUUUGCAAGCUUGCAAGUAAAGACUUUCAGGCGCUUUUUAUGUGAGUUUCGAAGAUGGCAUCACAUCCAAGUUUUGGUCUUGUGUCGGUGUGGUCAGCCUCAAAGAGAAGGAGAGAGGGGGAGAGGAGAGCCUACACCUCUGUGUAGAGAGGGAGAUUGGAGAGGGAGGGGGGAAAAAAGGGGGGGGGGGGGGGGGGGGGGGGGGGGCUGGGGGGGGGGGGGGGGGGGGGGGGGGGGGGGGGGGGGGGGGGGGGGGGGGGCGGCGGGAGAAGAGAGGAGAGUGUACAUCUCUGCUGUGUAGACAGGAAAAUAGAUGGAUGGAUGGAUGGAGGGAGGGAGGGAGGGAGGGAGGGAGGGAGGGAGGGAUGGGAGGAGAAUGUAUCGGUGAAGAGGGACUUGUCUAAUCACCAUGGUGCCUUUUUUGCACCCCGAUGCCAGUCAGCUUUAUAUAUGUUGUCCACAGUUACAAUCUCAGUGAUAAAUAUUAGCUUCACCCUUUCAGGUUGAAAUAGCACAAUAAUGAGAGCAUUCAGAAGGAGAGGGGGGAGGGGGGGGGGGGAGAAAAAGAAAAAAAAGAAUGGAGGACCGUUUCUGGACGGGUAUGAACGAGAAUGUAUGUGCCUAUUUGGCUACAGUGAAGUAUGCGCGGUACGGCCCGGCUGUUGCCACGGCUAGGGUCUUCAGAAUGCAGGUACAGCCGUGGGAUUCAGACGCGAAGCAUCUGCUCUUGGAGCCUUUUCCUGUGCAGUGCUGUGCUCUGAAAGUCAAAGCGAAGAGGUCUCGUUAAGUUCGGUCGUUUUGUAACGGCGAGGGUCUUGUUUCUGUUUAGAUUUUGCCGUUUGGGUCUUGUUUCUGCCGUGGGAUUCAGACUCGAAUCGUCUGCUCUUGUUUCUGUUUAGAUUUUGCCGUUUGGGUCUUGUUUCUGCCGUGGGAUUCAGAUGCGAAUCGUCUGCUCUUGGAGCCUUUUCCUGUGCAGUGCUGUGCUCUGAAAGCCAAAGCGAAGAGGUCUCGUUAAGUUCGGUCGUUUUGUAAUGGCGAGGGUCUUGUUUCUGUUUAGAUUUUGCCGUUUGGGUCUUGUUUCUGUUUGGAUUGCCGUUUGGGUCUUGUUUCUGUUUGGAUUGCCGUUUGGGUCUUGUUUCUGUUUAGAUUGCCGUUUUCGGACCCAGCUGUGGUUUGUGCUGAUGAUCGCCUUCUGCUUUUUCCUUUGUUGCCUCUUUUGGAAGAAAGGUGAACCUGGUCCAAUUCUCCAUCCGCCAGCCAGACUCCGUUUAAUUGUCGC
Molecule: messenger RNA, 1975 nt
Organism: Chara braunii
Lineage: Eukaryota; Viridiplantae; Streptophyta; Charophyceae; Charales; Characeae
Source: the annotation of a GenBank genome assembly